Messenger RNA from Saccharomycopsis crataegensis, 1845 nucleotides. RefSeq names its product dolichyl-P-Man:Man(7)GlcNAc(2)-PP-dolichol alpha-1,6-mannosyltransferase (gene ALG12). The record is from RefSeq and is a predicted model, not a curated record. Gene Ontology annotation, molecular function: alpha-1,6-mannosyltransferase activity. Gene Ontology annotation, cellular component: endoplasmic reticulum membrane. The transcript has a single exon. Gene Ontology annotation, biological process: protein N-linked glycosylation. Bases 1 to 1845 code for a protein of 614 amino acids. Lineage: Eukaryota; Fungi; Ascomycota; Saccharomycetes; Ascoideales; Saccharomycopsidaceae.
AUGGCAAAGUUGGAUUUCUGGGAUGCCUUGUUGGUUGGGCUAAUCUCUAUUCAUUUGGUGGUAUCACCAUUCACCAAAGUCGAAGAAUCGUUCAAUACUCAAGCAAUCUAUGAUUUUGUGAACUACGGUCUCGAUUUCUCAAAAUUCGAUCAUUUGGAAUUCCCAGGUGCUGUUUAUAGAACUUUUGUUGGGUCUGCUGUGUACGGUUACAUCACAAAGUUUUUCAAGAGUUAUCUAAUUACCAGCGAUACCCCAACCCAAUUCGAUCUUCAGUUAUUAUCUAGGGGACUAUUGGGUCUUGUGAAUGGUAUUGCCAUGAUUAUUUUACGUCAUGCCGUUAUCGACACCGUUGAAAAGGUUGGCAAUAGUAAAGAAUUCGAUAUCUCGAUCUUUGAAGUGGAUUCUGUGGUGAAAGAUGAAAACACUGGUGAAGUGAUCGCAGAAGAAGUUGAAGAAGAAGUCGAUGUGGUGGAAAAAACAAUCUCCGAACCAAAGUCUGCUAUCGGUUUAUAUUAUGCCCUUUUUCAGUAUUCUCAAUUCCAUAUUAUCUAUUACUCCUCGAGAUUUUUGCCAAACUUUAUUGCUUUACCAUUAACCAACAUUGCAUUAUCUCUCGUUAUCAAAGCAAACUAUCCGUUAGCAUUCAUGAUUUUGACUUUCACCGGUAUAGUGUUCAGAGUCGAGGUCCUUGCAUUAGCAGCUUCUUUAUUCUUUGUGAGUGUUUUAGUCUUUGGUAGAGCUCCAUUUUGGGCCUCGGUUUCCGCAUCAUUCUUUGGUGUUUCAAUUGGCGGUAUGGUUUCUUUCUGUGUUGAUUCUAAAAUCUGGAAACCAACGGUUGAUGUUUCUGCUUUCUUGAUGAACCCGGCCAUUGGAAUCAUUCCAGAAAUCUCUAGUUUCAUCUUCAAUGUUGUUGAGAAGAACGCUGAAAAGUGGGGAGUUGAACCAUUCAGCGCUUAUUUUACCACUUAUAUGCGGAAACUUUUCGUGCCACCAACCGUUGUUUCGAUGGCAUUGACUGGCAUUUAUAAUGAUCCAACCAAAAGUCUUCAUUCAAUAACCAUUCUCGGGCUUACAGCGUUGCUCCAUAUCUUGAUCAUGUCUUUCCAACCUCACAAGGAAUGGAGAUUCAUCAUCUAUGAUAUUCCAUGUAUUACUUUAGUUGGGGCUGCUGGGGUGGCAAAAUUCUCGCGUACCUCAAAGGCGUCCUUAUUCAGCAAACUUGCAGUUUUGAUCACCUUGGCUUCUUGUGCCCUUUCAUUUGUUGCUAGUGGAUUCAUGCUAUAUUCUUCCUCGAUGAACUACCCUGGCGGUGUGGCCCUCCAAGCCUUCAAUGAUUACAUCAUCGAAAGAUACGAAAGUGGUAGCUUACCACCUAAUCAAAACUUUGUGGUGCACUUGGAUGUUCUUCCAAAGAUGACGGGGGCUACCUUGUUUGGUGAAUUGCAACCAGAGUUCCUUGCCUCAAGAAAUAUCUCUAUUACUUACGAUAAGACGGAAGACGUUAGUACUUUGCUAUCUAAAUGGAGCGAAUUUGACUUUUUAAUCACUGAUAUUUAUAAUCGUGGGCCAUCAAUUUCCGUGGCAGACUUUUCAGAACGUACCGACAAUCAACUAGUCACAGUUUCUGGUGCUGAAUGGUACCAAAUUGCUACGAUUGAUGCGUUCCGUGGUAUUACACCACGCCCACUAAUCGUAGAUAAUGGCUUCAGACCUCAGGUUGCCAUUAUGAAUCUUGUGAAGGAGGUUAUUGCUAAAAAGUCUCUUUUGCCUGUGAAGACCUUUAUUGAUUCUGGAAUCUAUAAGGCUCCUGCGGUUUACAUCUAUGAAAAGCAACAGCUUAUGUGA